Messenger RNA from Sus scrofa (pig), 5127 nucleotides. NCBI's taxonomy places the organism in Eukaryota, Metazoa, Chordata, Mammalia, Artiodactyla, Suidae. The record is from RefSeq and is a predicted model, not a curated record.
UUUUGCACAAAACUGCAAAUGAAGACGCGGACGGAUCGGGUCGGGAAGCUUCCGGGACAAAAUAGCGUCGAGGGUGCAAGGUCAGGUUUUGUGCAAACGUUUGCUGCUGACCUGCCUGGCGGUGCGCGCAACAGUUUAGCGGAAGGUGUUUACCCCGCCGGUUGGGACAGGCCUGCGAAUCGGGGUGAGGCUCGGCGCUUCCACGUCCAAGCCAGAGAGUCGGCUCUAGCCGCUGGGAGAUGGGCCGCCGGCAGGUGAUGGCCACGCCGCGCUCAGCAUCGCCCGCCAGCGCCCGGGCAGCCCGGGUGUUGAACUUCCCGGCCCGGGGGGAACCGCGCACGCACACCUCCCGCGCGCCCGGGCGGUUCCCAGCUGCCCGCCAGGCGGCGGGGGCGGGGCAGAGGACCGGGGGCCGCGGCGUGGUCUCCGCUUCUCCUCGGGCGCCGCGGGCCAGACCCCGAGCCCCACUGGCCGCCUGGCUUUGCAUAAACUCCUCAGGAUUUGUCAGCCAGAUGUGACAAGAUUGUCGAGCGGCGAGUGAAGGAGGAGAUCUGAUAUUAAUCAGUGCAUAGCUCGGAGCCAAACUUUCUCAAAUGCGGUGUAGAAACAUGUUCUUCUCAUUUAAGGCAUCUCUUUGUGGCUGCGGGGCUGCCACCGGCCUGACUUUGACAGCUAUCGGCUGUACGCUGAACUGCAGUUGCCAAAGCUUCAAACCAGGGAAAAUAAACCACCGUCAGUGUGAGCAGUGCAGACAUGGAUGGGUGGCCCACGCUCUGAGUAAGCUGAGGAUCCCUCCUGUGUAUCCAACUAGCCAGGUGGAGAUUGUCCAAUCCAAUGUGGUGUUUGAUAUCAGCAGCCUCAUGCUCUAUGGGACCCAGGCCAUCCCUGUUCGCCUGAAAAUCCUAUUGGACCGUCUCUUCAGUGUGUUGAAGCAAGAUGAGGUCUUGCAGAUCCUCCAUGCCUUGGACUGGACACUUCAGGAUUACAUCCGUGGAUAUGUGCUGCAGGAUGCAUCCGGAAAGGUGUUGGAUCACUGGAGCAUCAUGACCAGUGAGGAAGAGGUGGCCACUUUGCAGCAGUUCCUUCGUUUUGGAGAGACCAAAUCCAUUGUUGAGCUCAUGGCCAUUCAAGAGAAAGAAGAGCAGUCCAUCAUCAUCCCACCUACCACGGCAAACGUAGAUAUCAGGGCUUUCAUUGAGAGCUGCAGCCACAGGAGUGCCAGCCUCCCCACUCCUGUGGACAAAGGAAACCCCAGCAGUAUACACCCCUUUGAGAACCUCAUAAACAACAUGACUUUCAUGCUGCCUUUCCAGUUCUUCAACCCUGUGCCUCCCGCACUGAUAGGGUCACUGCCUGAACCAUAUAUGCUGGAGCAGGGUCAGGACCAAAGUCAGGACCCCAAACAGGAAAUCCACGGACCCUUCCCUGAAAGCAGCUUCCUCACUUCCAGUUCCACCCCAUUUCAGGUUGAAAAAGAGCAGUGUCUAAACUGUCCAGAUACUGUUACUAAAAAGGAAGACAGCACCCAUUUAAGUGACUCCAGUUCAUACAACAUCAUCACAAAGCUAGAAAGGACACAGUUGUCCCCCGAAGCCAAAGUGAAAUCCGAGAGGAACAGCCUUGGCACAAAGAAGGGCCGGGUGUUCUGCACAGCAUGCGAGAAGACCUUCUACGACAAAGGCACCCUCAAGAUCCAUUACAACGCCGUGCACCUGAAGAUCAAGCAUAAGUGCACCAUCGAAGGCUGUAACAUGGUGUUCAGCUCCCUGAGGAGCCGGAACCGCCACAGCGCCAACCCCAACCCCCGGCUGCACAUGCCAAUGAACAGAAAUAACAGGGACAAAGACCUGAGAAACAGCCUGAACCUGGCUGCCUCUGAGAGCUACAAGCGCCCAGGUUUCAGGGUGGCUUCUCCAGACUGUCGGCCUUUCCCUGGCUACUCCAGUUCAGGAGAGGAUUCCAGGAGCCAACAAGCCUUCCCAAGCAUCGGGCAAAAUGGGGUGCUUUUUCCCAACCUGAAGACAGUCCAGCCAGUCCUUCCUUUCUACCGCAGUCCAGCCACUCCGGCCGAGCUAGCAAACACACCCGGGAUGCUGCCUUCCCUCCCUCUCUUGUCCUCUUCGAUCCCAGAACAGCUGGUUUCAAAUGAAAUGCCAUUUGAUGCUCUUCCCAAGAAGAAAUCCCGGAAGUCCAGUAUGCCCAUCAAAAUAGAGAAGGAGGCUGUGGAGAUAGCUAAUGAGAAGAGGCACUCACUAAGCUCAGAUGAAGAUAUGCCCCUGCACGUGGUCAGUGAGGAUGAGCUGGAGGCCUGCAGUCCUGGGUCAGACAGAGCCUGUGAGGAGCAGGACACACCGUCAGGAAGCUUAGGGAAGCCUCGCCCUGAAGGAGAGAGGCCCUGCCAUCUCAAACCAGUGAUUGAGUCCAGUGGAGCCAUCCGCCAAACCCCUGAGCAGGCCACACACAACUUGGAGAGGGAGACUGAGCAGAGGUCAGUGUUGACUCUGGUGUCACAGGCUGGGGAGGAUAGUAGCCAUGAACCUCACCUCACACCUGGGUUGGAGCCUUGUGUUCCUUUCCCUGACUACAUCAAACUGCAGCAGCACCUGCUGGCCGGGGGUGUCUUCAGUGCUUUGUCCACCAGAGGAAUGGCUUUUCCUUGUUUUGAAGAUUCCAAAGAGCUGGAGCACAUGGGACAGCACCCAUUAGCAAAGCAGAAGGAGGAAAAUCGCUUCCAGUGUGACAUCUGCAAGAAGACCUUUAAAAAUGCUUGCGGUGUGAAAAUGCAUCACAAGAACAUGCAUGCCAAAGAAACGCACGUGUGCACCGUGGAGGGCUGUAAGGCCACGUUUCCUUCCCGCAGGAGCAGAGACAGACACAGUUCAAACCUAAACCUCCACCAAAAAGUGUUGCCCCAAGAAGCGUUGGAGAGUGGUGAAGACCAUUUCCGUGCAGCUUACCUCCUGAAAGAUGUGGCUAAGGAGGCCUAUCAGGAUGUGGCUUUUACACAGCAAGCCUCCCAGACAUCUGUCAUAUUCAAGGGAACAAGUCGGAUGGGCAGUUUGGUUUACCCAAUAGCCCAGGUCCACAGUGUCGGCCUGGAGAGCUACAACUCUGGUCCAGCAGGUGAGGGCACCAUCCUGGAUUUGAGUACUACCUCGAGCAUGAAGUCAGAGAGCAGCAGCCAUUCCUCCUGGGACUCAGAUGGGGGAAGUGAGGAAGGCACCGUGCUCAUGGAGGACAGCGAUGGGAACUGCGAAGGGCCAGGCCUGGUCCCCGGGGAAGAUGACUAUCCCAUCUGUGUCCUGAUGGAGAAGGCUGACCAGAGUUUUGCCGGCCUGCCUUCUGGGUUGUCCAUAACAUGUCACCUCUGCCAAAAGACGUACAGUAACAAAGGGACCUUCAGGGCCCACUACAAAACUGUGCACCUCCGCCAGCUCCACAAAUGCAAAGUCCCAGGCUGCAACACCAUGUUCUCAUCUGUUCGCAGUCGAAACAGACACAGCCAGAAUCCCAACCUGCACAAAAGCCUGGCCUCCUCUCCAGGUCACCUCCAGUAACAAGAUGGUAGACCACGUUUGGUUGGAUAAGCAUUUGUCAUAAUUCAGGAAUCAGGUAGUCCAAAGAAAUGUUUCUGUUUAAUACCACUGGGGGCAAACCAGACAAAGAAUAUUUGAGUUGACUUUAUAGUCUUCUAUAGCACGAUGAGCAAAAAACAAGCCUUGUGGGAAGUUGUCUUUGCGGCAGCAUUUCCUCUUAUUUUCCUUAGUCGAAGAGGUUUUUCCCUGAUAUAACAAAAACUUGCAGAAAUACGUUUUUUUCCCAGAUUUGUUUACACAUUCCCUGGGAGAGCUCCAUGUCUGCAGAUUGACAACAAGGCCCAGGACCUGGAGGCACUUUGCAGUGAGGCUUGUAGUAUUAAGGGUCAAUUGAAUGUCCUGGGGGAACAGGCCAUCACCAUGGGUGACACCAAGAGCCAGUCCCAAAAAUCACAUUUUUCAGUUCCUGUUUUAACAAGUCUGAAGUCCAGACUGGAGUUUGGAAAAAUGACUAUUCAAGAUUGUCCUUCCAUUUAGAGAGGAGAAUUGCUUUUUUUCCCCUCCUAAAGGUCUCAUGUGUUUACUCCAGGGAGUUCACAGAGGAAGUGGGUUGGCCUCUAAGGAACAUGGAUGUUACCAAGGAUGUUAGUUCUUGUUCUAUAACAUGCAUUCAAGAAGCCGGGGGGUGGGGGGGGGGAAAUAAUUCAUGCACUUAAAAAAUAGUGGUCUUCAAUUUAAUUUAAAAUUAGUUUGAUAAUAUUUAAUUUGUGUUUAUGUUGUGUCUUUGGGGUGGGUGCAGACAUGUCACAGUAUGACCUCUGGGUCUCUGCUCAAAAGCAGAACAAGUGACAACCUAAACAUCAAAACCACUGCCCAUUUUUGUUUGAUGAACUUCAGUCUGUUCAUUUAGAUCCCCCGUGGAGCAAAUGCAGACACGAUUCUGGCAGGACCAUUCGUUCGUAUUUGACCAAAGCAUUGGAGAAUGUGGUUCUGACCGUUGUGCAUUUUCAGUAGCACUGGAUCCCUCAGUCUUCACCCUUUUAUAAAUGUGUAAGAUUAGGAUGAACUUUGGAAUUUACAUGGUAGGAAGAAAAGUAGUACAUUAUUGCCAUACUGUAUGUCUUAAUAUUUAACUUAUUCUGAAAUAUAUUCCACACCAUUAUACACAUUUGCUCAUGUAGAAAAGAAGCUCAGUCAGUCCUGUGAAAGGAGUCCAUCUCCUAAAUUUGGCAUUUAUAAUAUCCUAAAAGCCCACAGUUGGGAAAAAGAAAUUGAUUUUGUGUUAAGAUUUCACGUUAACCAUCUUGUAAACUCAUGGUUGAUUUGAGUAAUGAAAAACAUCCUUAAAGAGAAUUGGGGGUUAAGAGAUAUUAUUCCUCUGGCCCAAAGGUGAAAAAGGCCAAUAGCCUGUUACCAAUUAUUUUAACAUUUAAAAAAAAAAAAUGACAACUUAAAACUUAUCUCUGCUUAAAGUGCGAUGUAUCUUCCAACUGUUUUGUUACCCAGCUGUUUAAUAGUCCAGUUCUCCCAAAGUGGAAAAAUUUGUAUACAGAUGAGUUUUCUAUGAUUUAAUAAAAAUAUAUGGAGCACU